AUUCAAACUAACUAGCUACGCAAAAUAUCUCAAAACAAAAAUGACCAAGAAAUAAAAAACCAAAACCACAAACCUAAAUCAGAGCACCAUGCCUCGUACAAUCAGGACUAGCGAGAGCCCCCGUGGGGCCUACAGGUCUAUUCCGAUGAGUUCCACUCCCGACAUGACCAUCAUCAAGUCGGAAACGACGCCUAGUCCCCAUCUACUGGAUCAUGGAUAUGGGGCCACUCCCAUCAACCAGAUCAUGUCGUCAGUGGUACCAUCACAAGCACCGGCUGUAAAAAGGAAACUUAAUCUAGAAUCCUUGCACUACGUUCCACCGUCAGUGGUGCAUAUAGAUAAUGCAUUCAAGGCUCCACAACCUAAGAAACCUAGGAAACAAAUACCUGCGAAAAAAUACACGAGGUACGAUACGUCGUUAAGUUUAUUGACCAAGAAGUUUUCCGAUCUGUUGGAAAGGAGUCCAAAUGGUGUUGUAGAUUUAAAUAAAGCAUCUUUAGAAUUGAAGGUACAAAAAAGGCGAAUAUACGACAUCACGAACGUGCUGGAAGGAAUAGGUAUAUUAGAAAAGAAAUCAAAAAACAACAUUCAGUGGAAGGGAUCACAUGGACAGAAUAGUCAGUGCGUAGAAUUUAAGAAGCAACUGCAGAAUUUAGACAAUUUCGAAAAUUAUUUAGAUCAGAUGAUAGAGUCAGCGUCGAACGAAUUAAGCAAAUUAACACAUGACAGGUACGGUUACGUGACUUACCAAGACCUUCGCUCCAUCGACUCAUUCCGAAACAAAACAGUUAUGGCGAUCAAAGCGCCGCCUAGCACAAAACUUUCCGUGCCUGCCGGGCAAGGCGAGAAAUAUACCAUUAAGAUGAGCAGCGAUUCGGGAGAAAUAGAUGUUUACCUAUGUCCCGAGUCUCCGCCCGUUAAACCGAAACCUGAGAAAGUGCCAUGUAUGGAUAUGUUGUUAAGGGAUAUCAGUCCUGUAGGUCUCUUUGAUCUGUCUACUCCGCCAGUGCCUCAGUUGGACAGUCCAACGCCUAUUUCUUCACGGUUAUGCAGAAGCUUAACCUUCAAGGAUCCAUUCGAUCCCGGUCCAAGUACAUCGGGUACGCAACAGAACCUCCUGAACCACCUCCAGCCACAUCAUAACCAUCCACAUCCACACAACCACCAAUUGGUGUCGUCCCAUGAUUCUCCGAGCCCAUUGGUGAAGAACGAGAACAAUAUGGUGAAGAGAGAAGUGUUUUUGCACGAUGACGUGGAGGGGCUGAGCCCUAUGGUUGGACGAUUUAACUUUAAUAGUACACAGACUGAACAUAGUAGUAACUUAGGAAUUAUGGAUCCUGUUUUGAGCAGUGAGCUGGUCCUUUUGGAGCCUUUAAUGCAGCCAGAGUACAACUUCAGCUUAGAUGCGACGGAAGGCUUAGCGGACCUCUUCGAUUAUGAUUUCCUUUCUUAA
Diabrotica balteata is the source of this 1453-nucleotide messenger RNA. The record is from the annotation of a GenBank genome assembly. NCBI's taxonomy places the organism in Eukaryota, Metazoa, Arthropoda, Insecta, Coleoptera, Chrysomelidae.